This is a messenger RNA of Paraglomus occultum, 167 nucleotides long. Lineage: Eukaryota; Fungi; Glomeromycota; Glomeromycetes; Paraglomerales; Paraglomeraceae. The record is from the annotation of a GenBank genome assembly.
CAUUUGAAGACAUUCCAUCGCCGACACCAUCAAUUCCAUCAUCACAUCAUCGACUUUAUCUGACUUAUUUCAGAAAUUCACAUGACGAGAUUGCAGCCUGGGUCUCCGAUCAUAAACGCUACUGGUCUUGCUGUCUCGAUUCGAAAAGCGAAGAGGCAGAGAAUUGA